Molecule: messenger RNA, 834 nt
Organism: Aspergillus oryzae RIB40
Lineage: Eukaryota; Fungi; Ascomycota; Eurotiomycetes; Eurotiales; Aspergillaceae
Exons: 1
Coding region: 1-834 (277 amino acids)
Source: RefSeq, a predicted model, not a curated record
AUGGCUCCUCUGGCUAAGACUCUCGCCCUCGCCGGCGCCCUUUUUGCCGCCCUCGCCUCGGCCGCUCCUGUGCAAAAGCGCCAGGAUGUUGUCGUGAACACCCGCACUACCGUUGAAUGGACUACCGUGACGGUCACCACGACCAUCACCACCGACCGACCUGUCCAGACUCAAGCUCAGCCCACUGUCUCUGUUCCUGCGUCCUCCACUCCCGUCGUAACUCCUGAGCCUUCCCAGCCCGCUGAGGUUCCUGGCGAGUUUCACGAGAGUGAGGCCCCCGAGCCCCAGCAAUCUGCAACCAUCCAGCCGGUUUGGACUCCCACCCCGGCUGAGUCUACUACCUCUGCUACUCCCACUCCGGAGCCUACCGAACAGCCGGAACCUACCGAGCAGCCAGAGCCCACCACCACCAGCAACCCUCCUGUCGUGGUCCCGACUUCGUCUAGCACUACCUCUGCUGCCCCUCAACCUACCGCCAGCAGCCCCAGCGGUAGCAGUAGCGGAUACACCGGCACCUGCUCCAAAGACUCCCCGUGCAAGGGUCAGACCACCUUCUACGACACUGCCACUUCUUCCCUCGCCCCCAGCAGCUGUGGAUACACCAACGAUGGCAGCACCGAGGACGUCCUGGCCCUUCCCGUCGGCAUGAUGAAGGACAGCGACUGCGGCCGCAUGGUGACCAUGCGCUACAAUGGCAAGGUCGCUUCCGGCAAGGUCGUUGACAAGUGCAUGGGCUGCGACAGCACCUCCAUUGACGUGUCGCGCCACAUGUUCGGUUUGGUGGCUUCCGAAGAUGCGGGCCGCCUCUUCGAUGUUGAGUGGUUCAUUGAGUAA